Talaromyces rugulosus is the source of this 1044-nucleotide messenger RNA. RefSeq lists its product as uncharacterized. Gene Ontology annotation, cellular component: membrane. Gene Ontology annotation, biological process: polysaccharide biosynthetic process. Bases 1 to 1044 code for a protein of 347 amino acids. Gene Ontology annotation, molecular function: acyltransferase activity, transferring groups other than amino-acyl groups. The record is from RefSeq and is a predicted model, not a curated record. NCBI's taxonomy places the organism in Eukaryota, Fungi, Ascomycota, Eurotiomycetes, Eurotiales, Trichocomaceae. The transcript has a single exon.
AUGUCCCUGAAACCCAUAAGGCUCAGCAAGGAAGGGAAAUCAUCAUUGGCUUGGGAAUCGCUCGCCUCCUCAACGUUCCGGCGUGCUUUCAGAAUUUUCCCGUUGCCACUCUUUUCAUCGUUCAUAGUGAUGCUAAUGGUCCAACUGGGCAUGUUUGACUAUCCAUAUGUGACUCUACCGGGACACAUACCAACGCAUCCACAGAGACUGGAAAAUGUCCUUCAACAGUUUCUCGACUGGCUAAACUUUGCCUUUUACGAUCUCACAAACCCAUGGACAUGGUCGACUCACCUUCCAUUUGUUUAUGGGGCCCAUCUCUGGACCAUACCUCUGCAAUUCCGUUGUUCGCUAGUUCUCUUCAUUGCUCUGUUGGGCCUGUUGAGCCUCUACAGACCUUCUCGGACUAUCAUCCUUCUGGGUCUAAUUGUAUUCAGUCUACCUCAUGGACGAUGGGAUAUUGCGCUCUAUCUCGGAGGAAUGGGCUUGGCGGAAUAUGAUUUAGGCCGCGAAGAGCAAACUGCAGCCCUUCCUCCAUUUAUUCCUAGGAAUAGCACGCUCAUGAGAUUAUUGUCCUUGGUCAUACGACUAUCGCUUCUAGGUUUUGGACUUUAUUUCUCAUCCUUCCCUCGGUACAAGGGUAACUCGCCAGCCGCGGGAUACCACUUUUUGUACUCUCUAACCAACGAUUACCAUUACUGGCACGCCUACGGGGCGACUUUGCUUGUCUGUUACAUCGGCCAGUCGCGAGUUGCACAGUGGCUCUUUACGAGGAGGUGGACGCAAUACUUGGGGAAAUUGUCCUUUUGUUUGUACGUCGUGCAUGAACCGUUGUUGCAUGUACUGGGCUUCCGAACAGUUGAGCAUGCUUGGAGACUAACGGGAAAUGAUGCUCCACCAAAGCGUCACUUGGGUAUUGCGGGGGCCUUUGUUAUGACGACGCUUGUGCUCCUGUGGUUGGCGGAUUUACUUUAUUACUGGGUAGACAAACCAAGUGCUAAGAUGGCGCAGCGGAUAGAGAGAGUGUGCAAGGAACACUUUAGUUAA